UGCGGCCUAUAUAAAGCGUACGUUUGAGACGUUUGUCAAACUCAUCCUUGUUUCGGUAAACAACAGUCACCAGUCUACAAGAGGCAGAAAGAAAAGAUAAACCAACUGGCCAACAUGCUGCGACUAUUGCUACUAGUAACAGUAGCUAUUUCUUAUGUGAACAGCUACAACAACGAAUGUACAUAUAAUGGAAAAAAGUAUACAGGAGUAUUUAAGAUCGACUGCAACACGUGUGUAUGUGACACAAAUAACAAAGCAAUUUGUUCAAAUUUACGUUGUGGUUAUGGGAAGGGGCCUUCAUGUACAUAUCAAGGCAGACGUUACAGAGUAGGACAGACAUUCCAGCAGUCUUGUAAUACAUGUAAAUGCAACUAUGAUGGCCAGAUAAAAUGUGACAACAAAGACUGUCCUAAACGAUGUACUUAUAAAGAAAAGCUGUACCAAGAAGGUGAAGAAUUCACUGACAACUGUGAUAAAUGUAAGUCAUUGCACUUGUCAAACUACAGGAAUAGUGCAGUGUAA
Octopus sinensis (East Asian common octopus) is the source of this 522-nucleotide messenger RNA. Its product is annotated as serine protease inhibitor I/II-like. The transcript has 2 exons. The coding region runs from base 115 to 522 and encodes 135 amino acids. NCBI's taxonomy places the organism in Eukaryota, Metazoa, Mollusca, Cephalopoda, Octopoda, Octopodidae. The record is from RefSeq and is a predicted model, not a curated record.